Molecule: messenger RNA, 14170 nt
Organism: Pocillopora meandrina
Lineage: Eukaryota; Metazoa; Cnidaria; Anthozoa; Scleractinia; Pocilloporidae
Source: the annotation of a GenBank genome assembly
AUGGCCAAUAUGACUGAGUUAAAAAAGGCUUGUAAAGUCCAAGUGCUUGUACGCUUACGACCAGAACAUUCAGAAUAUAAAGAGGAAAGCAAUAGCGAUGGAAUUCCGAAGCGCUGUGUUCGCGCAGUUGAUUCCUCCACACUAGAGCUUUGGAACUGCAGAAAUUCUGAAGAGUCAAUUCGAUACCGGUGAGUAUUUAGGGAGUAAAAUUAUGCGGAUAUCUGCAGAUCAUGUCAUAAAAACCUCAAUAGCACGGUAUAUAUAAUGAUCUGUAUGUGUCGAUCGACCUGUGAAGAUCUUCAUCAAAGUGAUCUUAGAGUCAGCAAAGGCGAGGUCACCUGCUCAUCUGGUUCUGCACUCUUGGGAUCAUUGCUUGGACUAAAAACUCGGAUACUGUAACAAUUCAAGUCAGUCAUUAACUUCACAAACAUACUUGCAUUGUACAGAACUGACAGGAGGAGAGUAUGAGUGAAGCAGUUCGUUUAACUCUCUGAGAACUCUGUUUUCCAUGUGUCUUGACUCUAAUAAUAAAUCGGAACUCCACGCCUUGUGGUAAUAUUGCCUGCUAUCUGUUUUAGUUUUCAUAAGUUUUUUGACGAAGACAGCACUCAGGAAAAAAUUUACCACAACUCAGUUUGUCCAUUGAUUCCCUUGAUGUUACAAGGACAAAAUGCCAGUGUGUUUGCUUACGGUCCUACUGGAGCAGGUAUGGAAAGUUUUUAUGUAUAGACAGGCGAACAAACAAACGAAUAUCUGCUGUUCCUUAACAAGUAUGUCAAAGUAAACCUGAAUUAGGAAAACUGUUAUGCGGUUCAUUUGAAUAUUUUGAUGACUCUACAUGUAUUUUCUGCUAUCAGAAAGAGUUCAUCAACAAAUUAGCAGGAAAAGGUACAUGCACACUGUUUGGUAACGCAGCUUUUAUGUAUGCAAGGUACAGAACAUGGUCGUUAGGAUGACAAGCUAGUUACAUUUAUUUGUUGUAAAUAGUAUAAGAAUAUUGUAUAGUAAAUAUUAAUUACAACUGGCCUGACUGUAAACCGGAAUGAUGUGGGUGCCCUGCUUGCAAUGGUAAUAGGUCUGAGUGAAGUCCAAUUCUGUCUGGAAUCAUACAAGUGAUAGAGAAAAUCUGAUGACCUUAAUGUGGAAAUCCGACCUGUCAAUUACAAGUAUGAUAACAGACAGAAUUUAAUGACACAAAACCAUGUUUACAAUUAGUCAAAACUAUGACAAAAUUUAGGAAUGAACCAAUCAUCAGUUAUAGGUUUUCAACUGAAAAAAAAGAAAAACCUCAGUCAACUCAAUACAACUGCAUGCUCAUAUGACAUGUACACUGUCUAUUGGUGCUGAAAUUGGACAGUGAUAACCAAUCAUGUUUGAUUUUUUAAUAGCUAGGAUUGAUUAAAAUAUCUUUAUUACUAUUAUUAUCGUUACUGGUAGUAGAUUAGAAGGUGAAGAGCCAUUUAGUGGAAGCACUUUAAUGUUGUUAUUAUUUAAAUGGGUUUUCCUUUUCCAAGAGAUUCAUAGUUCUUCCCACAAUUGAAUUUUUGACAGAGAGAGAUCCAAACGAAAAAAAAACUGUCAAUGAUAAGCUCCCACCUACUAGUGAUUUAGCAGAGUUCAAGUUUGUUUGAACAGAGGUUAAGUGCUCUGAGGAAAGUAAACAGACAUGUGCUAUGAGAAGUGGCAAAAAGCCUGAAUGAUAUUUCCUUGUUUUAAUCUUUCCCACUAACUGAAGGGAAAACACACACAAUGGUUGGCUCACCAGAUGAACCAGGUGAGUAUAAAGACACUGAGUAUCAUUUAUAACAACUCUGUGGUAAACAAAGAACUUUUUCACAUUUGCUUUAAGUGGGGUACAAAGAAAAAACUCCUAGUCUCCUGCAAGGCUUUAAACCCUAUGCAGUUCUUCUUAAGAUGACUAGCUAUGCUAUAGACUAGGUCUCUGAUUCGCAAUUGUUGUACUCUUGUAAUUCUGACCAUGGUUACAUCUCUCAGGUAUAUAUAGGAGGUGUGCUCUUAUCAGUCAAUUUUGCAGUUCAUAUUUCACUGCACAGUCUAUAAAGAUAAAAAGUUUGUUUGAACUGAGAUCUUUCCCCAUUAUUUGAACCCAGAGAUGUAAUAACACCUUACUAACCUUGAUUUCUCAGUCUGUACUGUAACUUGUUUUUUACUCCACUCAGGUUUAUGGCCUGCGUACCUCGUGCUUUGGCCAUAAAUCAAAGUGGAAAAAGUUGGUCCAUAUAUAUGGUACAGACCUUGAACUUGUUUAGCAAGGGUAUUUACAAGCAUAUGUAAUAUGUAGAGCAUUCUGUUUGGCUGAGAUAAAUUUUGUAAAACUUAUUUAUUGGUCAAACAUGCUUGUGCUUUGUGUGUACCAACUUUCAUUAAAUCUGAUGCAUUGUUUAUCAGAGUUAAAUCUCAUACAUUGGAAUGGGAAGGAGUGAGUGAGGGGAAACAGACACAGUAUGCUUAUGUUCCUUACUCAAAAAGAGAUAUUACAUUGCUUAAAGUUCCUAAAUUCAGAGUAAAAAACACUUAUCACUUCUACCAUAACUAGUAGUACAAUUGUUCUAAUUCUGAUAGGGUUAAUACCAAGGUGCGCUGCUGAACUGUUCAAACUGAUAGAUACUCACCACCAGGAUCCAACUGUUCCAUGGAAAUACAAAGUUUUGUUUUCAUAUCUUGAAAUAUACCAAGAGAAGGUAGGCAAAAUUUAUCAGUACACAGAUGUAAUUGUUGAUGAUAUACGUACUUGAGGGGUUGAAAAACUUCUGACUGAAAUCUGGGAAAAUGAAAAAAGCAAUUCUGGCUGUGGUUGGUGAAAAGUAUAACGACCUCAAAAGAUUCAACUUGUGUGUGCAAGACUUAAUAAGCUUGGCAAUGUGAUUGCUCCCUUUGAGGUUAUAAUGUUUAAAUUAUUCCAAUGACAAAUUUUGUCUCCAAUUUAAUUUGGUUCAGCAGCUCAAAUAGAACAUUACACCCCUGGUUUCUCUAGGAUGUAUUUUGCUUGCUUGCUCACUCAGAAGCCCUCUAACUACUAUAGCUACAUGUAUACAUACACCUUGCAUGUAACUACUAAUCACUUUUCUUCAAAUUAAAAUAAUGGUCAUUUGUUUUUUGCUGUGAGUAGUAUCCAUAUGUAAUAUACUUUCCUUCAUGUUAGAUUAAAGACUUGUUAGAUCUCAAUAAGGAUGAUUUACUGAUAAGACAAGACCAGCAACAAAAUAUCUUCAUCCCAAAUUUGACAGAGGUAAAUAUAAUUUUUUUUAAUUUUGCAAAAAAAGGUGAUGAAUAUAAGUUAGUAUUUCAACUUUGAGUGUACACUUAGGAUUGCUUACAAUUUACCUGUAUGUAUAGUACAUGUUAAUAAAAUAUGUUUCAUAGGUUGCAUCUGUUCCAACAUCUCUUGGCUUUGUCUAUAAGGCUCACAAAAUAUUUCAGUAAAUUUGUAAAUUCAUUACCUGGUUAGCACUAGGGUGUUUGUGAGAGACCUGAUUGGAAGAAUUUAAAUAACAAUUUUAGUAAUAUUCUGUAUUGUGGCAAAUUGCUAUGCUACUCCGAAUAUUUUUUGCAAGCCAAAAGAUUUGCCAAUUUUAAAUAAUCUUAUUUAUUCCAGAUGGAAAUAGAAACACUGGGUGAGUUUAUGUCCUUGUUCAUAAAAGCCAGCCACCAAAGGUUCGUAUUUCUGUUAUUUAGGUAUUAUUUAACACCGUUGAACCAGAAUUAAGCUGCACCACAUAAAGCAGUCACUCUGUUUUAAGUGGUUAGUUGUCAAAGUCACAAUUGGUUUGUCCCCUUUCUAACAGUGAUUUUCACCUCUAUGAAGUGGUCGCCUGUAUUUAGUGGUCCUGGUCACCCUUUACCAAGUCCCAAUGGCCUUUCUGUAUUCUCUUCCACCUGUGUUGAACAGUCAUUCAAAGUGGAUCCACUCAAAUAAAACUGAGACUAAUCUUUCAAGGAAAGUGUAAUCCACGUCUAUCUCUUGAAAUCAAUGCUAGUUGUAUUUUUGAGCAAGUUUUCGUGUACUGAGAGGUAAAUAAUGGAAUGAAAUGGCAUAUUUUGUUAUAACCUCCCUAUUCUGUGGAACUUGUAUUAAGCUGUCAAUAUGUAUGAAGCAGUUACCCUGCCAUUCCCCAUGGGUGAUCUCUUUAGUAUUCUUGAACAUGAUCUUCACAGUCAUUAUUAGAUAACUUAUAAAUAUUAUCUGGCAUCAUGACCACCAGAAAAUGAUAGAGUGUGAUGUUAAGGCAUGUUACUGUGACACUGUCCAUACUUACUGUUACUAGAGGCUACUUUGAACCAAGGUAGGGGAUGUUCUUCAAAGGUUGAGCACUAUAAUUAUAUUCAGUAAUUUUGUGCUUAUCCUCUCUCAGAAAAACUGCAGCAACAAAGUUGAAUCCACAAUCAAGCAGAAGCCAUUCUAUUGUGUUGAUACAGGUACAUUUAGAUAUGAGCACCCUAGGUCAUUCCCUUGUAUUAUCUUCUGUAUCUUCUGACUUAUUUGCAUUGUAAAAUGUUAAGAAUCAGUAACUGAAUUGUGAAUUAACGGAACCAAAUGAAUAAAUGAGUACAAUAUCAAUAACUUGCAAAUUUUUCUUUAUCAUGAUUCUUUUCAGGUUCAAAAACACAAACAGGUGGCUCCAGUCAUGAAACUCAUUGGUAAGUUUUAUCUUAUUGACCUAGCAGGAUCAGAGGACAACAGAAAAACUGGGAAUGAGGGAAUAAGGUACUUUUAUGCUGAAGUGUGUUUGUGAUGAAUCAUAAUUUUGAAUGUCAGUAGAGAAAUUGAAUGAGGAAACUAUCUUUUCAGUGAAUCAGGCAAACUGAGCAUAAGUAACUCCAAAACAAUUGUUAAGAGAAUUUAACACUGUCACCUCAUGUUCCCAAUGUGAAGCUCUGGCCAACUAAACCGUGAGGCCAGUAAUGUCAGGAUCACAUCAUUUUAUGACUGUACUGUUACAGUAAAAGAGGUGGAUAUGAAUUUGUGUAUUAACCCUUCAACUCCCAUGAUCUGAUCGUCAAUUUUCCCCUCUAGCUGCACACACUUCCUUUUAAGUUAGUUACCAGUUUUUGGUGUUAGUUGAAGAUAACUUUAACCUGACAUUUUUUAGUAUUCUUAUUGCCUGUUUGCUGGAUAAUGUAUGAAUAAUAAAGGAAGAAGUUUGUGGUUAAUCACCUCAUGGACUUAAAGGGUUAAAUGAAUCAUAUAUUUCUUUAACACAAUUCAGAUUUGUGUGCUUAACUUUGAAGAUCAUUCCAUUAUUUCUUGAAAUAACCUUGCCUUAUUUCUCAAUGAUUUAUCUAAUCAUUUAAUGUGAAAGUGGAGUUGGAUGUUUUUCUCACUAAAAGUUUGAGGUUUGAUUCUCCUUGAGAAUCAGAAGGUGCUAGGACUUUUCAAGUAUCAGCUACUAGGUUUUGGAAUUCACUUCCCAAUGAAAUUAAGAGUAGCUCUAGUUUAGAAAUUUUAAAGAAGUCUUUGUACAAGUAUUUUUUGGACUCCUAUAAAGAUGUUCAUCACUUUACUAUAGCUUAGGCUAUUCUAUUUUAUUCUCAUAUACUUUAUAUUAACCCUUAGAUGAUUCAUAUUGUAAUUGUUUAAUCAGCUAGUCUUAAUUACUUCAUUAUUUAUUUCUAUUUGUGUUUAUUACUUUGUUUUUGAGGGCCACAAAUUUAUCAGUAUUUUAUACUGUCAAGUGCCACCCUCAAAAAAAUAAAGUUGAUUAUUAUUAUUCCCCAAUUGGAGAUUCAGAAUUUUUCCUUGUUCCACACUUAAUUGUGACUAAAGGUAAAAUGUCUGUCUCAAUUUCUUCAUAAAGCCCAAAAUCUACCCUCCUUCUUAUUCUACUUAUUCUAUUUACAAACAUGAUGCUAAUGACACUACUGAUCCUUCUAAGCAAUAUGCAGGGCGUCUGUCACAUAUGAACUUUGUAAUGGCCUUGCUCACUAUAGAGUCUCUAUGGCUCAGUGGUAGAGCAUUAGAGCGUGGAAUCUGAAAGGUCUGGGGUUAGAUCCUUCAUGGGGACUCAGAAUAUUUUCUUUGUCCCAUACUCAUGACAAGACAAAAUCUUUCUCUAGUUUCUCUCUGUGUUUUAAAUUUGGAGCUUUUCUUGUGUUCCCAUUGAUUUUUACUUACAUACCUGGUACUUAUGAGAAAACAACUUUCUCCUACCUGUAGGUUGAAAGAAAGUGGUGCAAUCAACAGCUCAUUGUUUGCUCUUGGACAGGUUGUUGAUGCCUUGAACCGGGGUUUGGUAGGUUUGGAACAGUUCUGUAUAAAAUAUAGAACUGUAUAAAAGAAUUUAGGAGGGUUUUAAUAACUUCUGAUCAGAAUCAGAUUGAGAAAUUCCACAAAAAGGCACAGUUGGAAUUGAAAAUUGAUAAGUGGCAAAGGAUAGCUUGAAAUAGCUAACUAACACUGCUGAGAAAUUUUGAUUUUUAAUCAUGAAGUUUGAAGAAACAAUUGAAGAGUUUCUUUCAAACUCAGAAAAUAAUCAACGCCUAAAGUAUGGGUAACCAUUCAAUUUCAUAUAAUAAGCUCAGUUAUGCACGCAUUCUGAUUGGUUCUCACUUAUGAUCUAUUGGAGGACAGACGUAUAGAUAAUGUCAUCAUUAAAACUUUUUUUCCGUAUAUCUUACCGGUAAUUCUUUAUUAUACAAAACAAAUAGAUUCCAAGUUGCCAUGCAUCUGUUCAGUAAUAGAUCACAGAGGACAACAAAAUGUGGUAAGAACAUCAGUGACACACUCAGCUGCGCCUCGUGUGCCACUUUUUUGUUAUUACCACGUUUUUUGACAUCAUCUGUGAUCUAUUACUGAACAGAUGCAUGGCAACUUGGAAUCUAUUUGUUAAUGAGACAAACUGAAGUCAAUUCAAUACAUCAACAAAGUACAUUUGAUACAUGUAGCAAAUCAAUUUGAUACAACUCAAGUCAUUUCCAUACAAAGUAAGGCAUAAAUUUGGAGGUUUUCAUGUGCAUAUGGUACAAUAAACCAAAGUGCCCAAAGUGCAGCUAGGUGCUUCUUCAAAGAUAACAUUUAAAAGUGAAGUUGGAUAAAUAACUUUAAAAAUUUAGCAAAACAACAUAUAGGACCCUAGUGCAAUGACCUGAGACAUAAACUAAGACACUUAAGCUAAGUGGUCAUCAGCAAAAUAACUCAAAGUCAAAACAACUGCAAUUCAAAGUAUGUCAUGAAAAAAUCACUGCAGAAAUAUUUCAAGCUUUCAUGUUUUUCUCAGUUCAAUCAUAAGACAGCAUUUUUUUUUACAUAGUGUCAGGUACCCUACAGGAACAGCAAAUUAACACGCCUUCUUCAGGUAUGAAAACCUCAUUACAUGAAUAUUCCACAUCUGAAUUAUUAUCAUCUUUGGUUAAAUGAUAGCCCAUUUAAAGAAACAAUAAGGCCAAACUUAAACCUAUUUACUACCACAUUGACCAUUUAAUGUAGUUAGGCCAUUUUGACUGGUUGGACCAUUUAACACAGUAACUGUAAAGUGAAGCCUGUACUAUCUCAAAAUUGUCAACAACUUAGCUGUAUGUUUUAAGUACAAAAAAAGCAUUAAAGAGUUUCAGUUUCUUGAUUAACACUUGGUCCUGAAAACUAUUUUUUGUUCCUUACAAGUGCUUGAAGAGUCUUGAAUUAUGUUUGUUUGAAGUUCUACAAACCAUAGAGACCAUUUUCUGGUUUGAUCAUUUUAUUUGCUUGGAUAAUUUUAACCAGUUGGAACAUUUUCUUUAAAUAGGCCACUUGUAUCAGUUGCAGCACUCUUAGCAAUAAAACCAUUUUCAUCCUAACAACCAAUAAAUCUUGUGAGACCAUUUUUAAGUGGUAGGACCAUUUUAUCUGGUUGGAUCUUUUAUUUGAUAGGACCAUUUUAACCACUUGGACCGCUUUCUCUAGCUAUAUCAUUUCUACCAGAUGGACCAUUUUCUCCAGAAAGACCAUUUACUAUCAGUGGGAGCAUUUUAACCUUUCCAUUCAAAUUUUAAGUUUUAAUACUUAUCUUAAAAGUUCUAUCUUCCUUAUCUGUCUGAUUAACCCAUUAGGACUCACUCGGUGGUUCAGCACAUUCUUGUAUGAUUGCCAACAUUGCACCUGAAAUGAGGUUCUAUGCAGAUACGGUUAACACUCUGAACUUUGCUUCCAAGUCAAGAACUAUGGUUAACCAGCCAUUUGUCAGAAGAACAAUUGGUGAGUGUUGGAUCAAAAUCUCUCAACUCAGUAUAACUCCUGUGUUUAGUUUGCAUUAUUUGACCUCUUUUUUUCCACAGGCCAUGAUCAUAGAUGUUAUAUAUGCUGCAAUAAAUGAUCCUACUUAUAUGUAACAUUGAAGUAAAGAUAACAAAGCCCUCUGACUCUCCAUCUGUAACCAUAUUCAUUCUUUUGUGGUUUACUACUUUAGUGUUACAUCACAGCUGUUGCUGGAAAUUAAGUGGCAAAGCUUCUUCAAGAAGUCCUUGUAGUGUUCCUGAUUCAUAGCCUGCAAGCGCAAUUAUGGUGCAACCAAUCAGUUGUAGACUUCUCCACUCUGAUGUUGUUUAUCUUUCUCAGAUUUAAGACUUUUGAUUCUUACGCCAUUGUUGUCCCAUUUUCCUUUUUCAGGCAAGUCGUUGACCUAUAAGAGAUAUAGAGAUGUGGCUUUACCUCUGAGUCGGGUAUGCACAGAGUUCAAUUUCACUAUGUCAAAUUGUUGAGUUGAAAAACAUGAACAGAGUCAGAGUAUGACGCUUGAAUUAUCCUGGUGCACAGACAGAUGGCUGGGAACUGUUUGAAGCCAAAGGUAGCAAUGAUAGAUCUGUCAUUUAUGAACAAUAUUCUUGUACCAGUGCCACAGCCACAGCAUAAGGAAGGCUGCCUGCUGUGUGACAAAUGCCUUUUAAAACAUACAAGAAGGUCGCAACUCGGAAGAGUUUAUUGUCAAUAUUUUCUGAGGAAGAGUUGAUUGUUUUAACUUUUUCAACUUUACUGGAACGAAUGUAGUUAAUUAGUCAAAUUAUUCUGUAGGCUAAACGACACAAGAUGGAUGAUUCUUCAGCAACACAUGAGCUUUCAAAGGUGAAAACUUUUCUGAAAAAAUAACUCAAUAUUAAGUAAAUGGCAGUUUUAUGCUUGUAAAUAAGGUAAAAAUUAGAGAUAAUGAUUGUUUGGGAUGACUUUUCAGUGACUCUAUAUCAUUUUAGUGAAAGUCAUGUCAUUUGAUUCAACACUGAAAGUUUAAUGUUCACCAUAAUUCAAAGUUCAUUUUCUCUUGUUAAAAUAAGUUGGCAGGGUUUACACAAUGUGCUGGUUUGCAGGAUUAACAUGUGUUGCCAAAAAAUGCCAGAUAAAAACUGAAGACUUCAAAUGGGGUUAAAAAAAUUGUGCGCAAGAAUAGAAACUAUUCCUAAGUAGUAUUUUUUCAUAUAGAGUAUUAAAAAACAUGAUUGAUAACCUCUUCAUGUCUCAAUUUGCUUUCUCUUCUUCUCACUGACUGUAUGUGCAGCCUAUCAGAAAGCCAAUUCUUGAACCACAAAAGCUCACCAUCCCUGCCGAAAUCCUUAGGUAAGUCUUUAAAACUACUGGUUUACUGCUUUUGUGAAUGUUUAUUCCAUCUUUGUGAAUUUAUAGAAUUUUCAAAUUUGUAUGCUAAAGAAACAUUCCCAGAUUAAAGCAUUGAAUCUUUCAGUCCUCUUAGAGUUGAGCAGGGGAAGAUACAUGAUCGUUUGGCUGCUCUAGAAAAAUUAGCUGCUGGACAGACUUUGACAAGGACGACAGUGCUAUCUGACAUCAAUGUGACAAAAGGUCAGCAGACGAGCUUAAUAUAAGGAGAUCCCGCCCUUAUCAAAGGCACCCUUACUGUGUUAUUUCUUUUGGUCUAAACUGUUCAUAACUCAUUAGUAGCAUAACAGUCAUAGUACAGUCUUGGAAAACCUUGUAGUCAUGGAAUUUCCAGUAACACUUUCAAGUCCUGGAAAGUUAAGAAGUUUGAGUGUUCAUCAUGGAAAGUCCAGAAGACCAAAAAUAAUUUUUCCUGAGAAGAACAAAAUAAGAUAUAUUGUGAUUGAAUGACUUGUUAAUUGUAAAUCUGAAACAAAGUUUUCAAUCACAAGCCAUGUAAAAUAUCAUAAUAAACUCAGGAAAGGCUGUGUAUUACCUCAGCCAUCCUGAUUUAUUUUUCCUAGUCCAACCAGUCCAACUGGUAUUUAGUUUUUUUUUUUUUUUUUUUUGGGGGUCCUCCUCAGGACAAACUGCAGAGCAAAAACUCCCAUCCUCUCAACAAGCUUCUGGUCUUAUUACUAAGCCUCUAACAGACAUAAACAAGUCAAUUCGUAUGUAUGUUGUUUUUCGCCAGAGUCGCCCAGGACUUCAAAUAGUGCUCUUGUUAAAUCCACACAGUGCAGUCAUCAGGUAAGCAACAAUGUAUGGAUGUAGUAUAGGUAUUAUCAACCUCUUCUCAAGUUGUCUCAAAUGCUUUUGUUGUUUUCAAACACCAAAUUUUUGAUGGAUUGUAGCUUCUGUACUCUUUUAUUUAGAAUUGUUUCAUAACUUAGUCAGCACUUACAACAAGCAGCAUGAAUUUUACAAUAAGAAGUCUCCAGUGGCCUCACAUGUCAAAUGUCCAUUUGCAAUACACACUCAAUAUUCUUAGCAUUCCCUCAAAACACAAGAAAGUACUGAAAAAAGCAAUGUAGGCACAUGAGAAAGUGAAAAACUGUAUCAUUUGAAGUUGGAAUGUAGACAAGACAGCCUCAUUUUCUGACUUUGGAUCACAAAAGUAAAUUUAAUUUUUAAUUUAAGUGUCUUUGAAUCAUCAGAGACUGGAACAGUUUGCCAAACCAUCUCUUCACUGACAAAAUUAGCAUUAACAAAUUGAAAAAAGACUUAAAAAGAUGGAUGAAGAUUUAUUGACACAGAAGCUCAUAUUUAAUUGUAUAUAUUUUCAUCUUAAAUAUAAUUCUUACUAUACCAUUUUGUACUUGCACUAAUGAUUUUACGUGCAUUUUUUAAAUAAUUUUUUAAUAUUUUUAAAGUUCAGUUAGGAGACCUUUUAUAGGGAUAAACCUGUGGUACAACAAAUAUGUAUCAUGUUUAUGAGCAUAUAUGUAUUUGAAUAAAGUAUUAUUAUUAUUAUUAUUAUAAGCAUAUUGGGUACAGUGUGAUAGUAUUAGUACCAUUUAGUAAUAUAAACAUAUUUACAUGUCUAUAUAUUUAUUGUGACAGAAAACCAUGUUGACUGUGGAUGAAAAUUUAAAGGUCAAGAUUAACCCUCACUUCCAAGAGGCACAUAGUAAGGGUCAAAUUUUUAUUCCUUUCAGUUGUGAAUGGUUAUGUAAAGAGUGCAUUCAGAUUCAGUGUCAUUCUGUUAAAACAAAGUGAUCAAAGGGAAACUUAUAGCGAAGGCAUUAAGAAAAUUCCUGGAAGUGCCGGAAAAAGUGAGUGACUGAGGUGGGCUUUGUUUUAACAAUGCACUAGAGUGAUAUAGAGAAUAGCCCUAGUUUUCCAGAGCAAUCCUAAAAUACACUUGAUGCUCAGUUGAUAACUAAUCUGCACUGGCCAAGGCAGGGAUACUAAUGAUAGGUCUUUGGGAAACUGUGGUAUGUUCUUGGGCACUGAGAUUCUUAACUCUUAAAAUGUCUCUCGCUGCUCAUAAUGCAAAAUUCAUACUAGCCAAUGGUCAGCUUGAUGAAGUGUCAACGGUUCAUCUGUGAACUUCUACAGUAUAGCCUCUCAAAAAACAACAGACAUCUAGAUAUGCUCAGACUGUCUGGAAGCAAGAAUUUUAAUGUUCACUCUGUCUGUUAGUUAGUUCCCUUCCUCUCUGGGCCUGUGCUUAUCAUUCUUAUUCUUUUUUUGUUUUUUGGGCAACAGGAAACAAAAUUCUGAAGGUUCUGAAUGAUGGUACCAUAAUAGAGUUGAAAACACUUCAAGGCGUGGGUCAAAAGCGAGCAGAACUCAUAAUGAAUUGGAGAAGAGAACAUGGGCCAUUGCAGCAGGUAAGCUGCGUGGCUGAACAGCUUUUCACAUGUUUUUGUAUCCUGAUUAGUAGGUUAUUUCGUGAUAAAUUUUGGAUAACAAAAUAAAUGUUGAUAAAGAAACUUGGUGGAAAACAAACUGUGUGAGAUGUUUAUGUUUCAAAGAAAAUAUUACAUACACCACCAACCAAAAGCUAAGGUAUUUCUUUACCUACAAAUGUAAUUUGUGUAAAUCAGAAUUGACAUAAAUUAUAAUUUUGCCACCACAGAACAGUGACCUGGGUUCUAGUGUAGUGCACUUGGGGGUUUGAAAUAGUGACCAGUUAGUUAUGUGUGUCAUUCUAUGGUUGGCCUUGCUGCAUUAUCUUGCUUUGUUUAGUUUUCACUUACUCUGUUAGCCUUAAUCUCAUUACCAUCUGUAGUGGUCCCUAUCUUUCUUAGCUACUUUAGGUGGCAUCUUGUUUUCUGCUUGUAUUCAUGUUAUUAGGCUUUAUUUUAUUAGUUUUGCCUUAUAACCCCAAAGGCAACACCAUGGCAUAGGUUUGGGUUACAAGGUCCCUAUUUUUCCAACAGUUGGUUUUUUCAGGUUUACAUGUCCAGCCAUGGUGUGUGCUUAGAAUUACUGUAACAGUGGAGUUUUUCCAUGGGAGUUAAUUAAGUGUAUCUUGGGCGUGACUGACUGAUGCACCCAUGCCUCCAAGUCUUGUUUUGUGUGUUCGGUUGUGUAGUGGAGGCAAAAUAUUGUCUAUCUGCGUGGAGCUCCGGCUACUGGUGCUAAAGCAUUUAAUAUGUUGUGUGUUGAAUUUCAGGUACAAGAUUUAAAACUAAUCAAUGGUUUCACAGACAAAAUGGUUACCUCCUUUCUUAAGGUAGGGAGACUUUAAAGCAAUGGUGUGAGAUGAAAGUUGUCAAUGAUGUGUCCUCUUCAACCCUUUGUCUUCUUCACUCUUGAUUACCACAAUUUUUGUUUUCCUUGCAGAAUAAUCUUUUGAGCCAAAUCACAUUCAGCUCAGAAUAGAGCUGGCGAGUGAAUUGCAGUCAACACAUUUUCUGGGGGCUUCUUGCUUCAUGCCCUAUUCACAUACUACAUUGUAGCACUGUUUAUAUUGAAAAAAUGUUAAUAUUAUGAAAAUGAAGUUCUCUAUAUUUGAGUAAAAUAGAUGUACAGAUUUUGUAUUGGGGUAGUCUAAAAAGCAUCACGAACAAGGGGAAAUUAACAUGUACAGCUACGUUAAAAUGCUGUAACUGCAGCUUUUCUAUAGGAAACUUCCUUUACUACCGGUAUCUGUGUCUACUUCUAGAGUGAAAAACAGUCCAAAAAUACUCAAAUAACCAUGGACAAUUUUUAGUUUGGCAGAUGAAAACAAUAGGCACUUCAAUUCAAUAGCUGAUGUACUCAAUCACAAAUUUUUUUUUUUAACAAUUUAAAACAGUCAUGAGGAAAACGAGACAAGGAUGAGCUGAGCAGUUUGAUGACUUUAAAAAUUAAAAGUACAUUUUAUGACUGAUUUAAGUCUUUGUCAUUAAGAAGUAACCCUUAUUCACUAUAUCUGUGAUUAUCAAUUUCCCUUACUUUAACCUCGAUUGCAAACAAAAUUGCAGGAUUUUCAAUUAGGAUCUUUUCAAUGAGAUUUUUUUAGUCAGAAUUAAGGUUAAUUUAAUGUCUGGAUGUACUAUAUAUUGUAGAGUAAAGGCCAUAAAGUCCAGCUCCACAAGGUAACAACAAAAGGCCUUUGGUAGUGUUUAUAUUUGGUAUGCAUGUCACUUUGUUGAUAGAAAGUUUUCUCUCUUCUGCUCUGAUGACCAACACAGUCAUACAUCUCCUUCAUAUAUCACUUUGAUUGAUCAAGAAGGAUUUUUUAUAGGAAAUAACAUGAUUACUAGGAGCAUCUGGGAUAUACUAGAGGAGUGAUAUUUCCAAAUUACUCAAAGAGGUUCUUCAGUUGAUUAUCAUUUCCUUUAUUCUCGUGACCUAAAUGUGUGACUCAGGGGGGAUAUUGAAUGGAGAAAUUAGAUGCUAGUCACUCUCAGGGAUUAAAGUGUUAUUAGCUGUACACAUUUUCAUGUAUAUACUCCUUGCAUUUGUUAGCAACAAUAGCUAAGAUUGUUAGGAAAGCAAACAAACAAGUGAACAGAAGACAGUGAAAUGAGGGAAACUGUAAACUUUACCAUGUGAUAGAAAAAACAUCACAGAAUACUUAAGAGGGGAAACUUGAAUUGU